CAGUUGCUGGAAGAAGUUUUCUUCUUGGCCCCUGAGUGGAAUUCGCUCGGGCCUCUCUGCUCCCCUCCUCCUCCUCCUCCACAAGCCACGGUGCUCUCGCUCACGUCACGUGGCACAGGGAAGGCUGGUCCUGAGUGGCGGAGAUGCUCGUGAGGAAGAGGAAACGAACAUGGUGCUCAGAACUUGCCUCUUUUCCAGAUAAAAAGCCUAUAGAUGAAGGGAAGAUAAAUUCUGGGGCAGCAGUGGAUGCUGCUUCAGUUUCAAAUGCAUGGCUUCGUUGUGGUGACGGAUUUCAGGCAGCUUCUUCCCUGGAGACUAAAGAAUUGUCAGAAAAAACAUCUAGAGUUAAAACAUGCUUUGCAUCAUUGCUCAGCUCAAUUGAAGGAAUCUCUCAGAGCGAGAGACUAAGUGAGUUAACUGAUAUAGUAUGGAGCUCCAGUGGAAGCGACUUCUCAGAUGAUGACGAUAAGACUUUGACUUCAAGGUUCCCUCAUCUGAAAGGGGAGAAGUAUAGAAAACAUGGCUUGAUCUCCAGGGAUGGAAGUAAUGAAGGUGAAUCACAAAACAUUGAUUGGGACAAUGAUAGCGAUCGUGAAGAUAAUGUUGACCAGCACAGUGAAUCAAAAACUGAUGGUACUUCUUUGGACAUAUCAGACACUGAUUCUUGUACAGACAGCAAUAUUAUGUCUGAUGAAGAGAAGGAACACGAACCUUCAAAGACAAUUUCUUUAGAAAUUUCAGAAUAUUCAUCAGACAGUGAAAAUCUGGAAAAAUGCCAAGCAGAAACUAAAGCUGCUGAUUUAGAAUUCCAUAAAAAGCCCAAGUUCAAUUUUGGAGCAGGGAUUGAAACAGAUACAGGAAGGUCAGCAAGUGACUGGUUAAAAUCUGCUCAGAUGCUUCUACAGACACCAGAGAAAAAGAGAGAAAAGAGCUUGAAGACUCCAGAAGAUUCUGCAAAGAAAAGAAAAUUUCUGAGGGGCGGGCUUGCAGAGAGACUGAACAGACUCCAGAACCGAAAGAGGGCCGCCAUUAGCUUUUGGAAGCAUCAGUGUAUCUCUGAUGAUCACAUCGGUGUUAAAUCUGGCGCACUAGCUGUGAAGAUUGAAGAAAUGCACGAAGAAUGCACUCUCUGCAUAACCGUCUGCCAUCAGUUGGGACAAAUUUGUGCUGGCAGUUCUUCCAUAGAAAAAAUUGCCGUCAUUGAGCCUAGGCUUAAAGUUCUUUUUGCAAAAGAAACAGCAGUUCACCUCAAGCUAGCUCUGCAGGAUGUCUUAUAUAUCCAUCCUCCUUGGCAAAAACUUCUUCUUCCAAAUGAUAGCAUUCCAGUUAUCAUGAAUACUUACUUCAGUCAGAAAGUUAUUAAAGAGCCAACAGAGAUGGAAAGGCAACAUCUUCAAGAACCAUUGCUUAUUAAAAGAAAGAUAUCUUUGGCUUGGGUAUUCAAUUUUUCCACCAUAAAAGACGAUUGGUCUCAAACACCUGCAGUUAACCAGGUCCCCUGUUUCAAUAUGAAGACUUUGAAGACUGUGCAUACCGAUAGCAACAAUGAGCCCAAAUUAUCUCCCUUUGCAGUUACUCCCUUAAGUGACUCUCUUCUUGAUAUUGUGGAGACACAAGGAAGAGCUGGAGGGAGAGGAAUCCAGGUCCAAGUGGUUGUUCAAAGGGUGUAUUAUUUGCCUGCUAAAGACGGUUUAAGGUGUCACCUUCAGAAAAACAACACUUCCAAGAACACUGCACCAUUGUUAAAUUCAGACCUGCCAAAUGUUAGGUUGUGCCUCCUCGUUCAGGAUGCCUAUGGAAUAUUCAGUGAGGUACAAUUUCAUGCCCUGUUUUCUUCAGAACAGAUAGAAGAAUGUAUUCAAAAAUGGGAAGGAAAAUACUGUCGUUUAUCAGGAAUUAAAAUUUUGCAGAGACUUACCAGAGGGAGAGUGCUGGGACUUUUUAGCCUAAUAGACAGUUUAUGGCCACCAUUAUUGCCUCUAAAAGUUCAUGGUCAAAGUCAAGAGAGUGAAAUGAUUGCUGCUAACCUGCCUGCUCCUAGUUUCUGCUACGUUCUUGCUGCUCAGCUGGACCAAAGACAAAUUGAUAUAGAUGACAGCGAAGAACUAAUUUCAGAUUUGUAUUUCCCCCCGGCUGUGCACAAUCUUGAGGAAAUUCUUCAGGUGGUUGGCUCACAUCAGUGUUGCAGCUUUUGGGCACAUGUUGUACAUCGAAGACUGCAGGUAACAGGCAACACUCCUUCAAGCCAAAGGCAAUUUUGGCUGUUUGUGACUACUUUCUCCCUGCAAAGUGGGGCUGGAACUCCAAAAACUCUGCCAGUUUCUAUUGCUUCAUCAUGUGUGAUCAGUGUAGAAGUAAUGGAGGCACUGAAAAGCACAUCCCCAUGUGCAGUUUUCUUCAAAGAUGCUCUAUGUGGAAAUGGUAGGAUUAUUUGCAUUGAACGUACCGUUCUCUUGUUACAAAGGCCCCUUUUGUAUAAGGCUGUUGGUGCUGACAUCACUGAACUGACUGGUCCUGUCAAACUAGAUGAGCUGGAUUCUGCAACCCAAGUCAAUUCCAUUUGUACUGUAAGAGGCACUGUUGCUGGUGUUAAUGAAAGAACUGCUUUCUCAUGGCCCACAUGUAACAGAUGUGGCAAUGGGAAAGUAGAGCAGCGUCCACAAGACAGAGGCUUGCUCUACUGCAACCAGUGUUGUGAUGCCAUAACUUCACCAGUUCUCAAGAUGCGCCUGGAAGUCUUUCUGCACUGCCAAUCAAGACCACUAUGCAUAGUAAAAGUAAAGCUGCUGCAAAAUACAAUUUCUUCACUCCUGGAGUCCUCCCCCUCUGAGAAUGGGAGUUAUGAAAUGAAGAGUGUGCUGGGAAAAGAGGUGGGGUUUUUAUAUUGUUAUGUUCAGUCUGUAACCAGCCACCCAACUAGCUAUGUUGGAUUGGAAGAAAUUGUUCUCCCAGAUGCAGGAAGAAACUAAAGGAAAUACCGUCUGCUACUCUGUCUAUGAACUUUGUAAUAUAGUUAUUUAUGGACUAUUCUUGUAUAUAAUGUGUACUGCAGACAUGAUAAAUACUGCAUUUUUAAAAGAGGUUACUCUGAAAAUAAACUGCUAAUUUUUUGAACGUGGACAUUGGGCAUGUGCCAGGCAAUAUUAAGCAUGUUCAUCUUCCCAUUGAUUUCCAUGAGAGAAGGUAAAUGGAUGUGCUUUUACAUCUGCCAUUGAAACCAGUGAAACUUGCAAAUGCUUAAUUGUGAUGGAACUUUUUCUACUGUGUAUGUUUUUCUGGUAAUCCAUAAGUAAUUUUUGGAGCACUGAAGUGAAAUGCAUUUUUCUAACAAUUGUCUUGAUUUGUAAGGUAUUUUUUAUAAUGGAUUUCACAAGCUAUCCUCCCCACCUCCCCCAAUAGAUGUAAAAAUCAAUUAUGCAUGUUUGAAGAGGUAUUUUAAAAUAAUUUCUUAUCUAUACGUUUUAACAUAAACUGUGGCUAUUACUCCAGUAACAUAUGUUCUAAUGAAGCUUUCCUGAAUGGUAUGCAUUGAAACAGUGUGUCUAAUAUUACAUGGAGUAAUGCUGAUCUCUAUUUGUUACAAAAAUUGAUUAAACAUUACAAAGAGUUAAAUAAGUC
Molecule: messenger RNA, 3618 nt
Organism: Lacerta agilis (Sand lizard)
Lineage: Eukaryota; Metazoa; Chordata; Lepidosauria; Squamata; Lacertidae
Gene: SPIDR
Product: scaffold protein involved in DNA repair
Exons: 20
Coding region: 144-2969 (941 amino acids)
Biological process (GO): regulation of establishment of protein localization to chromosome; double-strand break repair via homologous recombination
Cellular component (GO): nuclear chromosome; nucleoplasm
Source: RefSeq, a predicted model, not a curated record